Peromyscus maniculatus bairdii (prairie deer mouse) is the source of this 3294-nucleotide messenger RNA. Lineage: Eukaryota; Metazoa; Chordata; Mammalia; Rodentia; Cricetidae. The record is from RefSeq and is a predicted model, not a curated record.
AUGGUUCCACAGGCCCAGUUCCUUCACGUGCUCCAGCAGGUCAUAGAUGGGGUUGAUGUUGGCGAGUGCCAACUCGAAGUCCUGGAUGUGGGCCUCGGUGGCGAUACUCUGAAAAACAAAGCCAAAAAGCGCCUGCAGCCCGUGGGGCUCACAGAGCCCGGAGUGGCCACCAUAGACUGCAGCCUACUGAGGACGCUCGUGCGCAGAUACUGUGCAGGAGAAGAGAACUGGGUGGACAGUCGGACCAUCUACGUGGGACAAAAGGAGCCCCCUCCGGGUGCAGAGGCCUACAUUCCACAGAGAUAUCCCGACAACAGAAUCGUCUCCUCCAAGUACACGUUCUGGAACUUCAUACCCAAGAACCUGUUUGAACAGUUCAGAAGAAUAGCCAACUUUUAUUUCCUCAUCAUCUUCCUGGUGCAGUUGAUCAUCGACACACCCACAAGUCCAGUGACAAGCGGGCUCCCACUCUUCGUCAUCACUGUCACAGCCAUCAAGCAGGGUUAUGAAGACUGGCUCUGCCACAAGGCAGACAAUGUCAUGAACCAGUGUUCCGUGCACUUCAUCCAGCAUGGCAAGCUGGUCCAGAAGCAGAGUCAGAAGCUGAGGGUUGGGGACAUCGUCAUGGUAAAGGAAGAUGAGACCUUUCCCUGUGACCUGAUCUUUCUCUCCAGCAACCGGGCAGAUGGGACCUGCCAUAUCACCACUGCCAGCUUAGAUGGACAGUCGAGCCAUAAAACUCAUUACGCAGUGCAGGACACCAAGGGCUUCCACACGGAGGAAGAUGUUGACGGGUUGGACGCCACCAUCGAGUGUGAACAGCCACAGCCCGACCUCUACAAGUUUGUGGGAUGCAUCAAUGUUUACAACGACCUGAACAAUCCUGUGGUGAGGCCAUUAGGAUCAGAAAACCUGCUGCUCAGAGGAGCCACACUCAAAAAUACAGAGAAGAUCUUUGGUGUGGCUAUCUACACGGGCAUGGAGACCAAGAUGGCCCUGAACUAUCAGUCUAAGUCCCAAAAGAGAUCUGCUGUGGAAAAGUCAAUGAAUACAUUUCUGAUCAUGUACUUCUGCAUCCUGGUGAGCAAGGCCCUGAUCAACACGGUGCUGAAGUACGUGUGGCAGAGCGAGCCCUUCCGAGAUGAGCCAUGGUACAACCAGAAGACUGAGUCAGAGCGCCAGAGGAAUCUGUUCCUCAGGGCCUUCACCGACUUCCUGGCCUUCAUGGUCCUCUUCAAUUACAUCAUCCCAGUGUCCAUGUUCGUCACAGUGGAGAUGCAGAAGUUCCUUGGUUCCUACUUCAUCACCUGGGACGAAGAUAUGUUCGAUGAGGAGAUGGGAGAAGGGCCUCUGGUCAACACAUCUGAUCUAAAUGAGGAGCUGGGACAGGUGGAGUACAUCUUCACAGACAAGACGGGCACCCUCACAGAGAACAACAUGGCCUUCAAGGAGUGCUGCAUCGAAGGCCAGGUCUAUGUCCCCCAUGUCAUCUGCAACAGGCAGGUCCUUCCCGCCUCUUCCGGCAUCGAUAUGAUCGACUCCUCCCCGGGUGUCAGCGGAAGGGAACGGGAGGAGCUGUUUUUCAGGGCUAUCUGCCUGUGCCACACCGUCCAGGUGAAGGAUGACGAUCAUGGGGAUGACGUAGACGGUCCGCGGAAAUCUCCCGACAAGUCCUGCAUGUACAUCUCAUCCUCGCCUGAUGAGGUCGCGCUGGUUGAAGGUGCGCAGAGGCUUGGUUUCACGUACCUGAGACUGAAGGUCAAUUACAUGGAAAUCCUGAACAGGGAGAAUGACAUUGAGAGAUUUGAAUUGCUAGAAGUUCUGAGUUUUGACUGUGUGCGGAGAAGAAUGAAUGUGAUUGUAAAAUCUACUACAGGAGAAAUUUUUCUGUUUUGCAAAGGAGCAGAUUCUUCAAUAUUUCCCCGAGUGAUAGAAGGCAAAGUGGACCAGGUCCGGUCCAGAGUCGAGCGCAAUGCAGUGGAGGGUUUGCGAACCCUGUGUGUUGCCUACAAGCGGCUCGAGCCAGAGGAAUAUGACGGUGUUUGCAAAGUGCUGCAGGCUGCCAAGGUGGCUCUUCAAGAUCGGGAGAAGAAGUUAGCAGAAGCCUAUGAGCAGAUCGAGAAGGACCUGAUUCUGCUCGCUGCUACCGCGGUCGAGGACCGGCUCCAGGAGAAAGCCGCCGACACAAUUGAGGCGCUUAUCAAGGUCUGGGUGCUCACUGGAGACAAGAUGGAGAUGACCUCAGCCACCUGCUACGCCUGCAAGCUCUUCCGCAGGAGCACGCAGCUGCUGGAGCUGACCACUAAACGGCCGGAGGAGCAAAGCCUGCAUGAUUUUCUCUUCGAACUGAGCAAGACGGUGCUGCGCUGCAGCGGGAGCCUGGCCAGAGACUCCUUCUCCGGCCUUUCGACAGAUAUGCAUGACUACGGUUUAAUCAUCGAUGGAGCUGCGCUGUUCUUGAUAAUGAAGCCCCGAGAGGAUGGGAGCUCCUCAGGCAACUACAGAGAACUCUUCCUGAAGAUCUGCAGGAACUGCAGUGCAGUGCUGUGCUGCCGGAUGGCACCCUUGCAGAAGGCCCAGAUUGUUAAGUUAAUCAAAUUUUCAAAAGAGCACCCUAUUACCUUAGCGAUCGGUGACGGUGCAAAUGAUGUCAGUAUGAUCCUGGAGGCGCACGUGGGCAUAGGCGUCAUCGGGAAGGAGGGUCGCCAAGCUGCAAGGAACAGCGACUAUGCAAUACCCAAGUUUAAGCACUUGAAGAAGAUGCUUCUUGUUCACGGGCAUUUUUAUUAUAUCAGGAUAUCUGAGCUUGUGCAAUACUUCUUUUAUAAGAAUGUCUGCUUCAUUUUCCCUCAGUUUUUGUACCAGUUCUUCUGCGGAUUUUCACAGCAGACUUUGUACGAUACUGCGUAUCUGACUCUCUACAACAUCAGCUUCUCUUCCCUCCCGAUUCUCCUGUACAGCCUUAUGGAGCAGCACGUGGGCAUUGAAGUGCUCAAGAGAGACCCAUCCCUGUACAGAGACAUCGCCAAGAACACGCUGCUCCGCUGGCGGGUGUUCAUUUACUGGACGUUUCUCGGCGUCUUUGACGCUUUGGUAUUUUUCUUCGGUGCUUAUUUCAUGUUUGAAAACACAACCGUGACCAGCAACGGACAGAUAAUGACCACCAACACAAGCAUGGUAAGACACCCUGGGUUUGUCCUCUCUGUGUUUCUGGAAGCUCCUCAAGCUGAACAGAUCAGGAGUCUCUAUCAGUUUGGGGAGCCGGACCCCUUUGACAAUCUGCAAUACUUCUGA